AUGGAUUCUUGGAGCAAGACCAUGUUUGUGUGCGAAACAGCAAGUCGAGCCGAGCCACGUUCAACAAAGAUCAGCUUGACGGACAACCGCAUUUGUUUAAUCCACCCUCCCUGGAAUGUCUCCUGCCGCAAUCGGAAUAUCCCAACGAACGCUUCGCAAGCCACCGCCAGCGCCUCUCACCCUGACCGCAAAAAUGCCUCCCUCCCCUGCCGUCCUCGAUACUUAACGCCGCCUUAUCUCGAGGCCGAUACGCUGCAUGGCGGCGAGGUGGGCGGGGAGGCGAGAGCCAGACAAGACGACGAAGGCCGACGCGAAGAUGACGGCGAGUGGAGCGGGACAAAUUUUCAACCCGCUUUCGAACUUUACGUCUGGAAUCCCGAGGCCUCACCGUUAUUCUCCCUCCCCGUCACCUUCCGCACCUGCUUGGAAUUACUUCACAACGCUCUGUACUGGUCCUUUGGAAUGCGUUCACAUGGAAUCAUCAGGCCUCAGUCGCCUACGAAAGACGAAAUGGCGCUAAUGCGCGGCUAUGGUGGUCAAUCCUACGAGCCUCCAGAUCCCGUCGAAAAACGAGCACGCAAGGACUUCCUCGCAAUUCGCAGUCCAGAUCUCGACGGCAAUAUCCUUCAAGCUUACGACGACCUUUUACAGGCAUACUGA
Molecule: messenger RNA, 660 nt
Organism: Zymoseptoria tritici IPO323
Lineage: Eukaryota; Fungi; Ascomycota; Dothideomycetes; Mycosphaerellales; Mycosphaerellaceae
Exons: 4
Coding region: 1-660 (219 amino acids)
Source: RefSeq, a predicted model, not a curated record